AUGAAUCCCGACAAGUUCACACACAAGACCAACGAGGCCCUCGCUGGUGCUCAUGAACUGGCUAUGAAUGCUGGACAUGCUCAAUUCACGCCUCUUCACUUUGCUGCGGCUUUGAUAUCUGACCAGUAUGGUAUUUUCCGACAAGCAAUUGCUAGUGCUGGUGGUGGUGACGAGGCUGCAAAUUCAGUGGAGAGGGUCAUCAACCAAGCUCUGAAGAAACUACCUUCGCAGACGCCUCCCCCUGAUGAAAUUCCAGCAAGCACUUCAUUGAUCAAAGUAAUUCGAAGAGCACAAUCCUUGCAGAAAUCCCGUGGUGACACCCAUUUGGCAGUUGAUCAACUAAUUUUAGGCCUUCUAGAGGACUCUCAAGUCCAAGAUCUCUUAAAAGAGGCAGGAAUUAGUACAGCAAGGGUGAAAUCGGAAGUUGAGAAGUUGCGGGGCAAAGAUGGUAGGAAGGUGGAGAGCGCUUCUGGGGAUUCGUCGUUCCAAGCUCUUAAGACCUAUGGGCGUGACCUUGUUGAGCAGGCUGGAAAACUUGACCCCGUAAUUGGCAGAGAUGAAGAAAUCCGAAGAGUUAUUAGGAUUCUUUCUAGAAGGACUAAGAAUAACCCCGUCCUCAUUGGAGAGCCAGGAGUUGGUAAAACUGCAGUGGUUGAGGGAUUGGCUCAAAGAAUUGUUAGUGGUGAUGUCCCGAGCAAUCUUGCUGAUGUGAGGCUUAUAGCGUUGGACAUGGGAGCUUUAAUUGCUGGAGCAAAAUACAGGGGAGAAUUUGAAGAGAGGUUGAAGGCUGUACUAAAGGAAGUUGAAGAAGCUGAAGGGAAAGUAAUUCUAUUUAUUGAUGAAAUUCAUCUGGUGUUAGGUGCUGGGCGCACUGAAGGAUCAAUGGAUGCUGCUAAUCUCUUUAAGCCUAUGCUUGCAAGAGGUCAGCUGCGGUGCAUUGGUGCUACAACUCUGGAGGAAUACAGGAAAUACGUGGAGAAAGAUGCUGCAUUCGAGCGGCGUUUCCAGCAGGUUUAUGUGGCUGAGCCAAGUGUUGCUGAUGCUAUAAGCAUUUUGAGAGGGCUGAAAGAAAAAUAUGAAGGGCAUCACGGUGUUAAGAUUCAGGAUCGAGCUCUAGUGGUUGCAGCCCAGCUAUCAUCUAGAUACAUUACAGGGAGACAUUUGCCUGAUAAGGCAAUUGACCUAGUAGAUGAAGCUUGUGCAAAUGUUAGAGUUCAACUCGACAGUCAACCUGAAGAAAUUGAUAAUCUCGAAAGGAAGAGGAUUCAAUUGGAGGUAGAACUCCAUGCUCUUGAGAAGGAGAAAGAUAAAGCCAGCAAAGCUCGGCUGGUUGAAGUUAGAAAGGAACUUGAUGAUUUGAGAGAUAAACUGCAGCCAUUGAUCAUGAGAUAUAGGAAGGAGAAGGACAGAAUUGAUGAGCUCCGACGACUAAAGCAAAAACGGGAUGAGCUGUUGUAUGCCUUGCAGGAAGCUGAAAGGAGAUAUGAUCUUGCUAGAGCAGCUGACUUGAGAUAUGGAGCUAUUCAGGAAGUGGAAACUGCUAUUGCAAACCUUGAGUCAAGUGGAACUGAGAAUGGAAUGCUUACAGAAACUGUUGGACCGGAUCAAAUUGCAGAAGUUGUGAGUCGUUGGACUGGUAUACCCGUCACGCGGCUUGGCCAGAAUGAGAAGGAGAGAUUAAUAGGUCUUGCUGAUAGGCUGCACCGACGAGUUGUAGGACAAGAUCAAGCGGUUGCGGCAGUUGCAGAAGCUGUUUUGAGAUCUAGAGCUGGGUUGGGUAGACCCCAACAGCCAACUGGUUCAUUUCUGUUCUUGGGUCCGACUGGUGUUGGCAAGACUGAACUAGCUAAGGCUCUUGCUGAGCAACUAUUUGAUGAUGAUAAUCUGAUGAUCAGAAUUGACAUGUCUGAAUACAUGGAGCAGCACUCUGUUGCCAGAUUAAUUGGUGCUCCUCCAGGUUAUGUCGGCCAUGAGGAAGGUGGGCAACUGACGGAAGCAGUAAGAAGACGGCCUUAUAGCGUUAUUCUUUUCGACGAGGUGGAGAAAGCUCACCCAACUGUGUUUAAUACCUUGCUUCAAGUGUUAGACGAUGGGAGGUUAACUGAUGGCCAAGGCCGUACAGUGGACUUCACAAAUACAGUCAUCAUUAUGACCUCAAAUCUUGGUGCUGAAUUUCUCUUGAGAGGACUAAUGGGCAAGUGUACUAUUGAGAGUGCUCGUGAAUUGGUUAUGCAAGAGGUGAGAAAGCAUUUCAAACCUGAGUUGUUAAAUCGGCUUGAUGAGAUUGUGGUUUUCGAUCCUCUAUCUCACGACCAAUUGAGGAAGGUAUGCGGCCUUCAAUUGAAAGAUGUUGCAAGUCGCUUAGCAGAACGAGGUAUUGCCUUGGGUGUAACGGAAGCGGCAUUGGACGUCAUAUUAGCUGAAAGUUAUGAUCCUGUAUACGGCGCAAGACCUAUAAGGAGAUGGUUGGAGAAAAGGGUUGUGACCGAGUUGUCAAAAAUGCUUAUCAAAGAGGAGAUUGAUGAGAACUCAACUGUAUAUAUCGACGCAGCGCCCAAUGGGAAAGAUUUGACAUAUCGGGUGGAGAGGAACGGAGGACUCGUUAAUGAAGCUACGGGUGAAAAAUCUGAUAUAUUGAUUCAGAUUCCGAAAGGGUCGAGAAGUGAUGCUGCUCAAGCAGUAAAGAAGAUGAAGAUUGAGGAAAUAGUCGAUGAUGAUGAAAUGUACGAGUAA
This is a messenger RNA of Fraxinus pennsylvanica, 2733 nucleotides long. The record is from the annotation of a GenBank genome assembly. NCBI's taxonomy places the organism in Eukaryota, Viridiplantae, Streptophyta, Magnoliopsida, Lamiales, Oleaceae.